AUGGGCUUUGCCAUGCUUGCACAUGCAAAGCUUUCCAACCUGCUGCUAUUGAGUGUGGUAUCCUGUUCUGCUGCUGCUUAUGGGGAUGAGCCCAGCCUGGGCAAGAGGUCCUUGCCUCACUAUGAACAUGAUUCCAGUGGUGUUGACUCUUCUCAAGACAUCAGGCUACAUGUUUUCACGGUGGACUAUGACUAUGUGCAAAUUCCCUAUGAAGUUACCCUUUGGAUCCUCCUUGCCUCUUUUGCAAAAAUAGGUUUCCAUAUCUUUCACCGAUUACCAAGACUUAUGCCUGAAAGCUGCAUCCUGAUUGCCAUUGGAGCACUAGUAGGAGCAAUCAUCUUUGUUUCCCAUCACAAAUCUCCACCAGUGAUGAACACUAGUAUUUACUUCUUGUAUCUCCUUCCACCCAUUAUUCUGGAGGAGGGUUAUUUCAUGCCGACUCGACCAUUUUUUGAAAACCUUGGAUCCAUUCUGUGGUGGUCUGUUCUGGGAUCUCUGCUAAACUCAUUUGGGAUUGGCCUCUCCCUCUAUGGAGUCUGCCAGAUUGAAGCCUUCGGCCUGACUGACCUGAACCUGCUGCAGAACUUGCUCUUUGGCAGCAUGAUUUCAGCAGUGGACCCCGUGGCAGCUCUGGUAGUUUUUGAAGAAGCCUCUGUUAAUGAGCAGCUUUACAUGAUGAUCUUUGGAGAGUCAUUGCUAAAUGAUGGCAUAACUGUGGUUUUGUAUAACAUCUUCAUCGCCUUCACCCAGAUGCAUAGGUAUGAAGAAAUUGAAUCCAUCGAUAUCUUUGCUGGCUUUGCUCGCUUCUUCGUGGUGGGACUGGGUGGAGUCUUGUUUGGCAUCGUGUUUGGAUUUGUCUCAGCAUUCAUGACUCGUUUCACCCACAACGUGUCUUCAAUUGAGCCCCUGCUGGUCUUCAUGUUCAGCUACCUUUCAUACUUGUCUGCUGAAACCCUUUACAUCUCUGGCAUUUUGGCGAUGACAGCAUGUGCGGUGACGAUGAAAAAAUACGUGGAGGAGAAUGUUUCCCAGAAUUCUUAUACUACAAUAAAAUAUUUCAUGAAGAUGCUAAGCAGCAUCAGUGAGACCCUGAUUUUUGUGUUCAUGGGAGUGUCUACAGUGGGGAAAAACCACGAAUGGAACUGGGCCUUCAUUUGCUUCACUCUGCUCUUCUGCCUCAUUUGGCGGACACUGAGUGUAUUUGCUCUCUUCUACAUCAGUAACAAGUUCCGAACAUAUCCUUUCACCUUCAAAGACCAACUCAUUAUUUCUUACAGUGGCCUCCGAGGAGCCAGCAGCUUUUCUCUUGCAUUCUUGCUUCCAAGGAAUCUUUUCCCCAGGAAAAAUUUAUUCAUCACUGCCACUCUUGUGGUUAUAUAUUUCACUGUGUUCAUCCAAGGAAUCACAAUUGGACCAUUGGUCAGAUAUCUGGAUGUUAAAAAGACGAACAAAAAGGAAUCUAUCAAUGAAGAAAUACAUGUGCGAUUGAUGGAUCACUUGAAGGCUGGUCUUGAAGACAUAUGUGGACAUUGGAGUCAUUAUCAGCUGAGAGAUAAGAGCGGCAGGAACCAGCGCGCACACAGGCUGUCCCCGGCAGAAGUGGAGUCCAUGAGAGAUGUGCUGGCACACAACCUGUACCAAGUGCGACAAAGGGCACCAGCAUACAACCGGCACAAUCUUCCUACUAACACAAGUGAGAAACAAGCGCAAGAAAUCCUCAUCCGUCGGGAGCACAGCCUGAGGCAAAGCUGCAGGAAGGGAAACAGCUUGCCUUGGGGUAGACCGGUGAACACCAUGGAAGUGCGCUACCUCUCCUUGCCUCAGGGUCCACACCAGCCCACCAGAAGAAAGGCCAGGCAUGUUACUUUUACAGAUCAGCAUAGAAGUGGCUCUGAUGCUGAGUUCCCAUUAACACGGAGAUCCCAGCCCCGGCUACGGCCCCGUGAAGCAAAGCAGCACCAAGAACUGAUUCCAAUGGCACACUUGGAUAGACGAGCAGGUCCAUCCAACCUGGCAGGGAGAAGGGGAAAUUCAAUCAGCCGUCAUCGUUUCACCAGAGCAGACAAUCUAGCUCCAGUGCCAAAGGCUCGGUUCACUGUCAGAGAAGUAGAGGAGUAUGAGUCAGAAGAAGAGACAGAAACAAUGGCACCAGCCAGGCCAUUAGUUAUAUGA
Messenger RNA from Sturnus vulgaris (Common starling), 2172 nucleotides. Lineage: Eukaryota; Metazoa; Chordata; Aves; Passeriformes; Sturnidae. The record is from RefSeq and is a predicted model, not a curated record.